CUUAUACAUUUGGCCUUCCUGAGUUGCCUUACACAUCCAGCAGUAGCUUCUUCACAGAGCCCUACAACACUCCCAUGCUACUUUAGCGCUGUUUUGUAACUUUAUGAAGUCUACCUGCAGUUUAGGAGCGGUGAACUUCACAUUCUUAAUGCUUCGGUCUGGACCUCCAGGUCUGUCAGGCCUGUGCCGAAUCACCGACCAUCUGUAUCUCAGUAACAGCAGAGCGGCUAACGAUUCCUCCCAGGUGACUCGGUGCAACAUUACCUGCAUAGUGAACGUCACUGAAACCAGGGGCAGCAGCUCUUCUCCUCCAGGGGUGGAGGAAUACAUACACAUCCCGUUAUCUGACUCCCCCGUGUCUCCUCUUUGUGAGCACUUUGACAAAGUUGCAGACAAAAUUGAGCAGAUUGUGGUUCAAGGAGGUCGGACUUUGGUGCACUGUAAUGCCGGUGUGAGCCGCUCCUCCACCCUCUGCAUGGCCUAUCUAAUGAAGCACCGCGGCGUGACGCUCCUGGACGCCCACAGGUGGGUGAAGUCCUGCAGACCCAUAGCGAGGCCAAAUAAUGGCUUCUGGAAGCAGCUCGUGAGGUAUGAGGUGGAGCUGCGUGGGUGUAACUCUGUCCAUAUGGUCGACUCCCCCAUUGGAGAGAUAGCAGACAUUUAUGAGGAGGAAGCCAGGAAUAUGAUGUCACUGUGAAGAAGUCCCUGUGCUGCUCUGCAGGGACAUAAGUCAACAGAGGAACAUAUUGCUCUGUGUGUGUAACAUCCCUGUGGUGAUUAAUGAUGUUUACUCAAGUAAAGGAACAUGUGCUUCCCGGAAAGGAGUAAUUACAAGCAUCUAUUCUCCUACAUCUAUUUGACAUCUUUGUAUAUUGUAAAUAAUAAGCCUCAAACUAUCAAUGUAUUUUUUUAAAGAUUAAACCAAUUAUUCCUCAA
Messenger RNA from Notolabrus celidotus (New Zealand spotty), 936 nucleotides. RefSeq names its product dual specificity protein phosphatase 18-like. The coding region runs from base 104 to 697 and encodes 197 amino acids. Gene Ontology annotation, molecular function: MAP kinase tyrosine/serine/threonine phosphatase activity. The transcript has a single exon. NCBI's taxonomy places the organism in Eukaryota, Metazoa, Chordata, Actinopteri, Labriformes, Labridae. The record is from RefSeq and is a predicted model, not a curated record. Gene Ontology annotation, biological process: protein dephosphorylation.